Balaenoptera acutorostrata (minke whale) is the source of this 333-nucleotide messenger RNA. Its product is annotated as anaphase-promoting complex subunit 16-like. The record is from RefSeq and is a predicted model, not a curated record. Gene Ontology annotation, cellular component: kinetochore; cytosol; anaphase-promoting complex. Lineage: Eukaryota; Metazoa; Chordata; Mammalia; Artiodactyla; Balaenopteridae. Gene Ontology annotation, biological process: protein ubiquitination. Bases 1 to 333 code for a protein of 110 amino acids. The transcript has a single exon.
AUGGCUGCCUCUUCAUCCUCCUCCUCAGUCGGUGCGGUCAGUGGAAGCUGUGUCACUGGAUCUGGUUUCAGUGGCUCAGACCUUGCCCCACCACGGAAAGCCCUUUUCACCUACCCCAAAGGAGCUGGAGAGAUGUUAGAAGAUGGCUCUGAGACAUUCCUCUGUGAAUACGUUUUCAACUAUCAAGUGGCAUCUACGCUUAAACAGGUGAAACAUGAUCAGCAAGUUGCUCGGAUGGAAAAACUAGCUGGUCUGGUAGAAGAGCUGGAGGCAGAUAGUGGCGAUUUAAACCCAUCCAAGCAGCUGCUGGGGUUCACACCCUCUUCACGUUGA